GCCUGCGCAGUGGGGAGCAGUUCGUGGCUAGGUUCUGGGCUGCAGUCUGGGUCUGAAGGCGGCCGGAGCGGCUGUCUCAAUUACGAUGAGGCUCCUGCUGCUUCUGCUGGUGGCGGCGUCGGCGGUGGUCCGCAGCGAGGCCUCUGCCAACCUGGGCGGCGUGCCCAGCAAGAGAUUAAAGAUGCAGUACGCCACGGGGCCGCUGCUCAAGUUCCAGAUUUGUGUGUCCUGAGGGUACAGGCGGGUGUUUGAGGAGUACAUGCGGGUUAUUAGCCAGCGGUAUCCAGACAUCCGCAUUGAAGGCGAGAAUUAUCUCCCUCAACCAAUUUACAGACACAUAGCAUCUUUCCUGUCAGUCUUCAAACUAGUAUUAAUAGGCUUAAUAAUUGUUGGCAAAGAUCCUUUUGCUUUUUUCGGCAUGCAAGCUCCUAGCAUCUGGCAGUGGGGCCAAGAAAAUAAGGUUUAUGCAUGUAUGAUGGUUUUCUUCCUGAGCAACAUGAUUGAGAACCAGUGUAUGUCAACAGGUGCAUUUGAGAUAACUUUAAAUGAUGUGCCAGUGUGGUCUAAGCUGGAAUCUGGACAUCUUCCAUCCAUGCAACAACUUGUUCAAAUUCUUGACAAUGAAAUGAAACUCAAUGUGCAUAUGGAUUCAAUCCCACAUCAUCGAUCAUAGCCCUACCUAUCAGCACCGAAAACUCUUUUACACUAAGGGAUUUUGCAAGAGCAGCGUGACUGACAUUAUGAAGGCCUGUACUGAAGACAGCAAGNUGUUAGUACAGACCAGAUGUUUCUUGGCAGGCUCGUUGUACCUCUUGGAAAACCUCAGUGCAAGACAGUUUUCCAUGCUGGCACAUGCUGAAUUCUGCACAUACAUGUAGUGCAGUGGUCCUGUGUAGCUUCCCCGAGCCCACUGUUCAUAGUUUCUUCUUGACAUAGCAUUACUACUUGUAAUUCUUUUCUUGGUCAUGUGUGAGAAAGCACAGCAUUCAGUUAUAACUUGAGUUUUUUUCAACAUGUGUGUUAAGUCGGUUGUGUUUUUAUAUGAAUUUUCAUUUUCUUUUUAAAUAGUUGAACAUCAGUUUUCUUGGGGCAACACCUGAAGUUCCCAAAUAAUUUUUAAGAGUUUCUCGGAUAGCUCUAAUUGGCCAUGUUUAAUACAUAGUUUUGAAAACAUUGCAGAUUGUGAACAGUAAAUUAUACAGGAUUAUGGAGAGGCAAUCCAAUAUCCAGAAUACUCUAUUCUCUGUGUGUGUGUGUGUGUGUGUGUGUGUGUGUGUGAGUGAGGGGGGGGAUUAUCAAGAACAGCAAAACCAACUACUUUAAAAAUCCUAUUGUGUAGUUCAAAUGUCUUGCCUUGACCAAUCUAAUGAAUUAAUUAAUGGGCCCUUUAUACUAAACUCAUUUAAACUGAGCAGAUGUUAAGGUAAAUGAAAGUUUACUGCUCAGUGCCUCUGUUAGCAUUAUUUUUAACAACCAUCUGCCUAAGUUUUUUGUUUUUGACUUACAGAUAAUCUCAUAAAGAACAUACUUUAGAUUCACACACAAGUAAUGAGCUAAUUUACUGUUUUUAGAACGGUUGAAACUCACCUCACUAAAGAAAAAUUCAGCGAAACCUCUUUACAAAGUAUGUAUUAUGUAAACAGAGAUCAUUUGUCUAGUGAUUGAAUUAUCUUAACAUCAUAUAUCAGAAUUUUAUUGUAUUUGAAAGACAAAAUUAAAAAUAUUUUUAAUGUUUUCAUAUUGUUCCAGAGUUCUAAAGAGAAAUUCAGAGUUGAUAAAGACAAUAAGAAUGAUUUCGCAGAAAUAGAGCAUAAUUUUGAAUAGCAGUUACAUAGCAGCUGUGGCAACAGAAAGGGAUUAAGUGGAAGAGCCAAAUGUAACCCUGGACUUGUGAGUGGAAGUUAUGAGCUGAGGGAAGGAAAUGCAAUGGGUGACUUGAUGUUGAUGCCACCUGACUCUUAGAUGUUGAGAGCAGCUUGACUACUGGACAUACACUGAGUNCAUUCNGGCAAUGCCUCUUACAGCCUAAAGUGGAAUCUACUGUGAUCUUCAGAUAGCAGGAAGAUAGUCUAGUGAUNGAAUNUUACCCUUUUGACUAGGAUCGUAGCACUGCUAGCCUAGGUUCUUGGUACUAGACAUUGUAAUUUAAAUGGAAAGUUCCAUAUAUAUGUAUAUAUUGACUAGAUCUUAAAACCUUGCUAAUAUGGUUGUCUACCACUUCAGACUUGCAAAGUUUAACAUUGGAGGGGCCUUUCUUCAAGUAAUAGGCAUUCCAUUUGUGAUGCAGUUAGCUUAAUGGCACAUAGACAUUCAUAAUUUGAGCCAUGGAUGUUCAUGUGUACUUGACAGGUCAAACUAUGAAGGACAAUGUCAAAUCCAACUUUCUCCGUGUAUGCCUUAGGUUGAAUUUGUUUCCAAGUUAAUAGCUUUUACUGGCUUAGACAUUCACACUCAUCUCUGUUUUAUUUUAUGCUUAGUCAUAUUUAAANCCAGAAUUUAAUAGUCUACUAGACAGAUAAAUGAGAUGCAUGAAUAUAAAAAUAUAUAAGGGAAAGGAGAUGGUAAACUAUUUAUAACUUUAUUAUAUUACUAACAUUUCAAAGUUUAUUAGUUGCUUAUAAAUUGUAUAGUUACAAAAUGUCUGUGCUCCAUUAAUCAGAAGAUCGCAANGUAUCAGCAGGCUGGCUAAUUUUACUGGAGUUUUCAACACAGUUGCUAUUGUGGAAGGUUUUUUGCAUUAAUUAAAAAGUUGGUAAAACCUGGCUUUUACCUCAGCGUGUCAGAUGUAGAGAACACGUGCUUUCAGUGUAUGAGUGGCAUUGGCUGUGCACUGGCAUUCGUGAUAGCUGCUCAGCCUGAACAGCUGUGAAAUGGGGUGAGCUCCAGUCAUGGUUCAUUCUUACUUCAGAGGUUUAGUAGUUUGGAAGUUUGAUUGACUGGCACAUUCUAUCAUUGUCAUAACUUAAAUAAUUCAGUUAAAAUUUUUUAAAACAUGAUUUGAUAUUUAGGGCUUUUCUUUUUUAAAAAAUGAGAAGCAAGUAAAGAAUUGUAAAGAUUUGGGACUUAUUUGUGGCAUUGUGAAAAUAAAUAAGCCAAUGUGAAAGGAA
This is a messenger RNA of Mus caroli (Ryukyu mouse), 3107 nucleotides long. RefSeq names its product selenoprotein T (gene Selenot). Gene Ontology annotation, biological process: cell redox homeostasis. Gene Ontology annotation, molecular function: thioredoxin-disulfide reductase (NADPH) activity. Gene Ontology annotation, cellular component: endoplasmic reticulum membrane. The record is from RefSeq and is a predicted model, not a curated record. NCBI's taxonomy places the organism in Eukaryota, Metazoa, Chordata, Mammalia, Rodentia, Muridae.